AUGACGCUGAAGACCGCUGUCCAGGAACCAGAUAAUGGUUUAACCGACAAGUCGUCGGUCACGGAACAACCCGAUGAGGAGGCGGCACCCCCCGCACCUUACAAGAGUGAUGCUCCAGAUGGUGGUGUCACUGCCUGGCUCGUCGUGCUCGGUGCUUGGUGCACAUCCUUUUGUAGUUUCGGAUGGAUCAACAGUGUCGGAGUCUUCCAGGAGUACUACCAGAAUACUCUCCUUAACAAGUACUCCGCCAGUACUAUCUCAUGGAUCCCUUCCCUGCAAAUUUUCUUCAUGAUGGCUAUGGGUCCGAUCAUCGGCAUGCUGUAUGAUCGACAUGGACCUCGUCAACUUAUCCUUAUCGGGACCUUUCUCCACGUAUUCGGCAUUAUGAUGACCUCACUCGGCACGGAGUAUUAUCAGAUCAUGCUUGCCCAGGGUGUUUGCUCUGCUCUGGGAGUCUCUGCCAUCUUCCAGCCAGCGCUCAACACCAUCCACGGCUGGUUUAGCACUAACAGUGGUGCCGCCUUUGGUAUUCUCGCCACGGGUUCCAGUCUUGGCGGUGUUAUAUUCCCCAUCAUGGUCACACGUCUUAUCGAAAAGGUUGGCUUCGGCUGGUCGAUGCGCAUCUGCGGCUUUCUCCUCCUCGCCCUGCUUAUUGUCGCCAACUUGACAGUCCGUGCUUUCCACCCUCCCCGUCCUAAGAACAUCACCAAGGAGGAACUCGCAAGGCCCUUCCAUGAGCCCGAGUUUAUCUUGCUUACUAUCGGCUUUUUCCUAUUUACGUAUGGCAUCUACGUGCCUAUCAACUACCUUCCCGUCCAGGCACAAGCCACUGGUAUGGAUCCCAACCUUAUCGAGUAUCUUGUCCCCAUUCUUAACGCCGCGAGUCUCUUUGGUCGUAUCUUCUCCGGCGUCAUGGGCGACCGCGUCGGUCGGUAUAACAUCUUUGUCAUCGUUGGCUACCUCACUUCUAUCUGGACCCUUGCGCUGUGGAUCCCUGUGAGCAACACUGGUGGAAUCAUCGCCUUUGCCGCACUCUUUGGUUUCUGCUCUGGCGCAUACGUUUCCCUCAUCGCACCUUUAGUGGCACAGAUCUCACCUAUUCAAGAGAUUGGUUUUAGAACAGGCAUCGUAUUCUUUAUUUCUAGUAUCGGUGGCUUAACUACUAACCCUAUUAACGGUGCCAUCAUGGACGGUGCCGAUGGGUUGAGGGGUAUCAAGAUCUUUGCCGGCGCCUUCUGCUUCGCUGGCACAGUGUUUAUUAUGGCUGCAAGGAUUCAUCGAAUGGGAUGGAGUCUCACUGCGAAGUUCUAA
Messenger RNA from Ilyonectria robusta, 1311 nucleotides. RefSeq names its product major facilitator superfamily domain-containing protein. The record is from RefSeq and is a predicted model, not a curated record. Gene Ontology annotation, cellular component: fungal-type vacuole membrane. Bases 1 to 1311 code for a protein of 436 amino acids. Gene Ontology annotation, biological process: transmembrane transport. Lineage: Eukaryota; Fungi; Ascomycota; Sordariomycetes; Hypocreales; Nectriaceae. The transcript has 4 exons. Gene Ontology annotation, molecular function: transmembrane transporter activity.